UGCUCAGGCUAAGUUCGGCUGCCUGUACAGUACAAUGCUACCGGAGUGAAGUCAGUAGACUGUGGGAUAGCGAGAGCAGCGAACUGCAGCAGUGUGGAGUUAUAAAUAUUGACAUUCGUGCUGCAUGGGGAAGGAGGUCCAGAUGUGUCAAACUAUGUUUUAGAAUAGUGAGUGCGAACAGCAGAGCUCCUCGCUUGUUACAGCGUUUGCCCUCUUGACACAUUUGUAUCAGUCGGAUUUAAGGCAGGGGAAAGGGGGCGGGGGGGAUCUCCUGGCAGUUCUAUUUGUAUUUGUUUUAAAGAAAUAGUUUGUUUUGUUAUUGGGGGAAUGCAGUUGUUUGAGAACCGCUGUUCGGGUUGAACAUGUGGAAAAUGGCACCUUUGACAUGUCCCGGUGGAAAGAUGAUUCGGAAGCAAUGAGCUGCCCUUACCAUGGCCAAUGGAACCGGUCCGAAGAGUAUGUUAAAGUGCGUGGUGAUCGGUGACGGAGCGGUGGGCAAAACUUGUCUGUUGAUGAGUUACGCUAACGAUGCUUUUCCUGAAGAAUACGUGCCAACUGUGUUCGACCAUUAUGCGGUCACUGUCACAGUGGGAGGUAAACAAUAUCUCCUUGGACUUUAUGAUACUGCAGGACAGGAAGAUUAUGACCGUCUGAGACCUUUGUCUUAUCCAAUGACUGAUGUCUUCUUGAUCUGCUUCUCGGUUGUGAAUCCAGCGUCAUUUCAGAACGUGAGGGAAGAGUGGGUCCCUGAACUUAAAGAAUAUGCACCAAAUGUUCCAUUCCUGUUAGUUGGAACACAGAUUGACCUUCGCGAUGACCCAAGAACUUUAACUAGGCUAAACACCAUGAAGGAAAAGCCCGUGUCUACAGAACAAGGAGAGAAACUGGCAAAGGGGAUUGGGGCAUAUUGCUAUGUGGAGUGUUCAGCAUUAACACAAAAAGGACUGAAGACUGUUUUUGAUGAAGCCAUAAUAGCUAUUCUAACUCCAAAGAAAAAUGUUUUGAAAAAAAGACUUGGAUCAAGAUGUAUAAACUGUUGUAUGAUCACAUGAGGAUACAAGAAAGGUUGAUCUAGUCCACUGUGAAAAUCCCUCCAAAUAUAAAAUAAGAGCUUGUAUUACAUAUGCGUUCAUUGCAGCUAAAGAUGAAAGUUAUCUAGAUUUAUCAAACUGCACAAGUUUUGUACUAGCCAGAGACUGGGGCUGGGAGGUGGGGGAAAACAGCAAAUAAAUAUCAUCUGGAGGAAUCUAUUUCCUGGUAAGGUACAAUGUUAAGAUUCUCAGGGGUCAUUUCAUUUGCAAAAGCUACAUAUUUUAUUUCCCCUCUUUAAGAAAGAAAAUAACUGAAGGAUUUCCAGAAAAAUAUAUAUAGUCUUGGAACACAUGCAUUCAAGUAAACACUUUACAAAAUGUAAUGCUGGAUGCUGCGGAAUGCCCAUAUGCCAUUCAAAAUAGAGCUAGUUUAACCAAUAUAUUACAGCACUAUCACCAACUGCUGAAAUCAUCUGCAUUUGUAAGUGAGGUGCUUCCUGUUCCAGUAUAUCCAUAAAGGCGCGAUGACAAGACUGAUAGUGAAUCCAAGUGUUGCUCCAAGUGUACAGGAAAUUGGCCACACCUGUGAGAAGUAAUAAAUACAUAAUGUUGGGUUGCACAUGGGGAAACUCUUAAGCACACUUUUGCCUAACCUGGCUCUAAUUAAAGUGUAAAAUUAAAUCAGUACAGAAUAGUCAGAUCUGUUCCAUAUUGCUGCACUGCACUCUUGUGCAAAUGGAAAGAGUUAAUUGACUUUUGUAGGUUUGUUCCCAUCACUGCAGCCAGUUAUACAUGCACAAACAUUUUUUUUUAAAGCCACUUUUUUUUGUAGGCUUUGCCUACUUCAAGUGUUAUUUAAAAAAAUGUUAAACACUAACUUAUGCCAUGCCUGUAUUAAUCAAGAUCUCUCGAUUUUUGAAAUGUAUAUGAAAGAUCCUCUUGGUAAAGAAUGUGAAAUGCAACUCCCAAGAGUUUGAAGCUACAUCUAAAGUUUGACUCCCUCUUCCUAAUCCCUGCCCUGAGUGUAAAUAAGUUAGAUGCUGAGGAAGCAACUUUGUAAUGUUGUUUGAUACGAAAAUAAAUUUUAUUAUCUCAGUG
Messenger RNA from Hypanus sabinus (Atlantic stingray), 2129 nucleotides. It is a transcript of the gene rhoq, whose product is annotated as ras homolog family member Q. The transcript is spliced from 5 exons. Gene Ontology annotation, biological process: small GTPase-mediated signal transduction. The record is from RefSeq and is a predicted model, not a curated record. The coding region runs from base 432 to 1052 and encodes 206 amino acids. Gene Ontology annotation, molecular function: GTP binding; GTPase activity. NCBI's taxonomy places the organism in Eukaryota, Metazoa, Chordata, Chondrichthyes, Myliobatiformes, Dasyatidae.